AUAAAUCAGACGUAAAAUAGAAUCAAAAUGUCGAUCCCACGACCACGAGAGGCACGCUAUCAUUUUCCCGGUUCAAGUUUGGCAGCUCUCAGAAAUAGGACAAAAAAGUCACCAAACACACAGAAAGAAUAUUGAAAUCAGCAUAAUUCUUAAUUGAACAAAAUGUUGACAAAAUCCAUUUCCCUCUUCUGAUAAUCAAUCUUGGUUGCUGCUAUACACUUCUUAACUUACUCUACAGAGUAAUUCAUAAAUCAUAUAACAUAGAACAGCUGAGCAAGAGCAUUCGCUCCUGUUUCAAUUAUGGCUGCUUCCUCUCAAUUCCUCUGCAGUCAGCCGCAGCUGUACAUAUCCUGCAAUGGCAGCAAAACCCAGUUCAAUUCUUUCAAGAAUAGUUCUUUUCCUCAAUUUUCUACGCGCAGAGCAAUUAGACCACCACGCUUUGUUAAAAAAUCAAGUUUUGGGGAGACCCUUUUGGUCAAAGCUUCUUCUGAAUCAUUUACUGGCAGAAGACAAGUGGAGGUUGAGUAUGAUCUGGAGGGUAGACUCAAUAGAUUGGCUGAUGAAGUCGAUAAGAAUGCUGGGCUUUCAAGGCUAACUCUAUUUUCACCUUGCAAGAUAAAUGUAUUUCUCAGAAUAACUGGCAAGCGGGAUGAUGGGUUUCAUGAUUUGGCAUCCCUCUUUCAUGUAAUCAGUCUUGGUGAUAAAAUAAAAUUUUCCUUGUCGCCUUCAAAAUCAAACGACCGUUUAUCUACCAAUGUUCCAGGAGUUCCACUUGACGACCGGAAUCUGAUUCAUCUCGACAAAAAGGUUCCCACUGGAGCAGGGUUAGGUGGUGGCAGCAGCAAUGCUGCAACUGCAUUGUGGGCAGCAAACCAAUUCUCAGGUGGUAUUGCUAGUGAAAGGGAUCUCCAAGAGUGGUCAAGUGAGAUUGGUUCAGAUAUACCUUUCUUCUUCUCCAGUGGAGCAGCUUAUUGUACUGGUAGAGGUGAGGUUGUUCAAGAUAUUCCAUCACCAAUAAGUCACGACAUUCCAAUGGUUCUAAUAAAGCCCCCAGAAGCAUGCUCGACUGCUGAAGUUUACAAGACACUCACUUUGGAUGAAACUAGUAAGAUUGAUCCGCUGACUCUAUUGGAGAAGAUCUCAAAAAAUGGAAUAUCCCAAGAUGCUUGUGUCAAUGAUUUAGAACUUCCUGCUUUUAAAGUUCUUCCAUCUCUCAAAAGAUUGAAGCAACGUAUAGCUGCUGCUGGUCGAGGACAAUAUGAUGCUGUUUUUAUGUCUGGAAGCGGAAGCACAAUAGUUGGAGUUGGUUCUCCUGAUCCUCCACAAUUCAUAUACAAUGAUGAUGAGUACAAGGAUGUAUUUGUGUCCGAAGCACAAUUUAUCACUCGUCCGGCUAAUCAGUGGUACACAGAACCGGUAUCAAGAAACACCGGCAACACAAAUGCUUAAUUCUGGUGGUGGAAUGAAUUUUUUUCAGCUAAAGAAUACAGGAAAGGUUGUAAUUGCAUCAGUAAUCAUGGAAGUUGAAGGCUCUUAUAGAGUAGAAUUUACUCUUCUCAGUUGUAAUUAUUUUGUGUCUGAGUUUUGAUUUUCAUUGCCGGCAUGUUGAUGUAACAAUCAUGUUACUGUAAGACAGUUUCUGAAGCCUUGGAAUCACACAAGGUCAAUGCAUGCUUGCGGGAUGCCAGUCUGGCAACUUAUCUCGACCUAAUUUAAGAUCUUAAGCACAUAUUAUUUCAAAUCAAAAUGAGUUAGAAAAUUAUAGACAACAAGAUUGUCGUAAAAUGGCAUCAGGCAGUGCUUUAUCCUUUAGCAUAUCAUCAGUUAUCGAAGUUAGUAUUCAGAAAUUCUUCUAAAAUUGGUUCCAAAGCUUUUUUUUU
Oldenlandia corymbosa var. corymbosa is the source of this 1880-nucleotide messenger RNA. Lineage: Eukaryota; Viridiplantae; Streptophyta; Magnoliopsida; Gentianales; Rubiaceae. The record is from the annotation of a GenBank genome assembly.